GCUCUGAGCAAACCAACAUCUCCAGAUGACAGGACAAGGUUUAUCAGACUUGGUUUGAUCAUUAUUGAGGAGUUAACACCAGUGAUGCAAGACAUACUAGCAAAUGAAAUCUCGCCUAGUAAUAUAUUCAAUACAGUAAAACAAAAAAUAACAUUGUUCCAAAAACUUGGACCAGAUCAAAUAGAUAAAAUUAACAAUGCCAAGACCCAAGGUUACAAAGACAUUGAUAUUACCCUAUUAUAUACACUACUGCGUAAUCUCUGUCCAAAUAUUCCAAAACCCACCAAAGGAUGGGGAAUAUCUGCAAUGCCACAACAAAGUGAAACAACUCUUGGAGAUGAUAUUGAACGAAUCCGUCUGAUAAGGAACAAAGUAUAUGGUCAUAUUUCUGUGCCCUCUAUAUCAGAAAGGGAGUUUAGAGAAUACUGGUCUACAAUUUUUGACAUCUGCAAACGAAUGCAAGUCCUGCUGCCAGGGAAAAAUUACAUACAGAGCCUACAGCUUGCUGAAGGAUGUACCAUUGAUUCAGAACGAGAAAAUAUGUAUAUGAGUAAAAUAAAAGAUCUUAUUGAAGGUGAAAAAAGUACCAGAGAAUUGCUACAAAGAUUUAUAGCUGAGAAAGAGUUAUCAUCAAAAGAAAUUGUAAGAAUUGAAACUAAGAGCCCACAGAAAAGGAAACUUGCUGAUGCAAUGACAGACACUAGCAUCCAGAUUUUAAAUAAUAUGGUGAAUAGUUAAAUGAGAAUUCAUCUAAUUCAGAUUUAAAGCAACUUUACAAAGCAAUAAAAAACUUCAUAAAAGAAAAUAAGGAGGAAAGCGCAAGACUGGCCUCUGAUCCAUUUUUUGAAGAACUUACACAAAAGAUAGUAGCAUAUGCCAAUCUAAAAGAAGAUGACAGGAUGAAAAUCUUGGCCAGAUUUCUUCGAUUUAUCUUGAAGUUAAAGAAAACAUACACUGCUUCUUUAGUGAGCUCUAAUGGCAGCUUACUUCUUAGGAUAACCUUUGCUUCAGAGAGAGGCUAUAACCUAUAUAGACGGGACUUGGAAAGUGGUGAAAUUGGUAGACAGAUACUGAAAGUACUUUUGUUUCCUCCACACCUUGCAAGUUUUAACCUUAAAGCUGAGGAUUUAAUCGUAUAUCUGAAUGAUCAUAAAAUAACACAAGAACAAGCCCAAAUGACCACAGCAAAAAGUCACUUGGAAGAAAAUCGACACGGUUCUCCUCUAGUGCACAUGGAAAUGUGUGAAUUCCAUGAUUUACGUAUCAAUUUGAUAUGUGAGGACUGUGAUGAAUUCAUUUGUGCUGAGUGUGCCAAAACAGACCAUAGAGAUCAUAACUGGAAGACUCUUACCUCUGCAGCCACACAAAGAAGGAGAAAUAUGCAGGAAUUUCUGAAGAAGAUCAUGGAAGAGGAUCUGCCUGGGAUUGAUGAGAAGAUGGAGAAGAUUCCACAACAGAUAACAGAAAAUAAAGAACUGUGUGACUCUGAGAUUAAAAAGCUACAGAAGCAUUAUGAUGAAAUAAUUACCAGGCUCUCAGAAAUCAGGAAAAAUAAUGAACAAAGAUUGAGAGAUAGUUUGGAGGAAAAGAAUGAUCAACUGAACCAUGUGAAAUCUGAGUUAGAGAAGAAAAAGAAAGGAAUUGUUGACACAGUGGAAUUCAUAGAGGAGAACAAUAGCACCAUGUCAGAUUACAGCUUGAUUGACUACCACAGAGAACUGAGAAAAACAUUGUCUGAAAUAGAGGUUCAAAUGACAAACUGUGAACAUUCAUUGAGGUUCAAUCCAAGCGAAAUCAAUGAAAACCUACUCGAUUCUUUGACUGGAAAAACACUGCAUUUAGAUGAUCUUGUAGUGACUCGAAUAAACUCGUUUCAAUAUGGAAAUAAUGCAAUAACUAUGUUGGAGACAUUCAGUGAAGAUCAAUGUUACAUAAGAGAAAAUAUGUCAGAGUAUACAGGAAAAGUUAACAAGGAAGGAGAAAAAGAACAGAUAAUUAAUAUCAAUCCAUAUGACAUGUGUGUGACUGAUUAAGGUGAUGUUUAUUUCACUGACAUCAUUGAGAUGUCCAUCCAAUGUCUGUCACCAUCAGGAUCUGUCUCUACAGACAUCAGUACAGAUCCACUUGAACCAUUAGGAAUCUGUCAGUCAGUGGACGGUGGACUACUGGUUACCCUGAGAGACUAUGUAACACAUUCUUACAAACUAGAGUCACACAGCAGAUGUCUGGUGAGACACAUCACAGUGACAGGUGACGUCAUCCAGGAGUAUGAGUACCAGGAGGACGGUCAGACCAGACUGUUUACAUGGCCAUACAGUGUCACACAGAACAGUAACAGUGAUAUCUGUGUUGUGAACCUUACAGGUAACACUACAGGUGAACUAGUGAUUAUUUCUCCCUCUGGUCGUAUGAAGUCUGUCUAUCGUGGACAGAAUCUGAAAAAGAACUUUAUUCCAUUUGAUGUGGUGUGUGACUCCCACUGUAACAUCCUUGUUACUGACUCACUUAACAACCAGAUCCAUCUAUUGAAUCCUGACAGGAAAUUCCUGAAGUUUUUACUGACAGACAAUGAAAAGAAUGGUCCAUACUCACUGUCCCUAUAUAAGUCUACACUGUGGGUUGGUUAUGAUGGACUUGUAAAAGUGUUUACAUACUCAGUGUAACGUUUAAUAAAGAUCUCUUUUUUCUGAAAUAUGUAUGAUAUAUGUAUACAGACUUCUCAUUCUCUGUUAUUAAAUUUUCAAAUCAUAUUUUUCUACAAGUAAUAACCAGAAUCAUCAAUUACAUUCAUUAUUUCAACAUCAAAUAUCACUUUGUUUAAUUAAGAAAUAAAUAACAAGUUUAUAAACUUCAAUGGGAAUUGAAGUAGGUCGGUCACGUGAUCAAAGCCUAUGAAGGCCGAAGGCCUUCUCAGAAGAUUUGAUCACGUAUCAACCCACUUCAAUUCCAAUUGAAUUUUAUAACCUUGUUAUUUAUUACUUAUAUGUAUAUUUGAGACGGACAAUUAAAUAUUAGAUUUAAUAUAUUCGGAUAUAAAUAUUGCACUAACUGGUCGCCGUAGAUUUCCGUCAAGAGUAUUCAAGGUGUAAAUCGGCUUGAAAGGCGGUUAUGCUUCGAAUUCGUCAGGCUAAGAAUUCUGUUUCGAAGGGAAUAUUUUGUUAAAGGCUACUUGUGAUCAGUAAUAGUGAAUAGAUUUUUCUCUGGGAAUAUUUUUAUUUGUGAAAAUUGAUCAUUAAUGCUGAAAAGACACAAGAAACACGUCCGAGAAUUGAUGAUAAAAUGUUGGAGGGAUUUCGGCCGCCUGAGAGGGAUGGAUGGAUCCGAUGGA
Saccostrea cuccullata (small rock oyster) is the source of this 3328-nucleotide messenger RNA. RefSeq names its product tripartite motif-containing protein 75-like. The transcript has 3 exons. The record is from RefSeq and is a predicted model, not a curated record. Lineage: Eukaryota; Metazoa; Mollusca; Bivalvia; Ostreida; Ostreidae. Gene Ontology annotation, molecular function: zinc ion binding. The coding region runs from base 900 to 2033 and encodes 377 amino acids.